UCGAGUGAAUCGCUCAGUGUUCUGUGCUAGGCUAGGCUAGGCUGCUUGUUUUCGCGGAAUGUGAAUCCCUAAACGUGUGUUUACAAAAUUUAUUUUAUUACAUAAGUUCUCGUGAGGAGGGAAAUAGCACUUGGGCCACUUGGCACUCACUUGUUGGAGUAAAAUAUCUUGUAAAUAAAAAUUUAUUAUCAAACAAGUGAUAACAUUCUAGCAAUCAUGUUUACAUGACGUGGUAUAAUAAAGUUGUAAAAUUUAGUUAAUAAUAAAAAAAGAAUACGUAUGUUACACUAAACAGUUGUGAACUGUGAUAUUUCUUUGAUUUGUAAUCGUUGUUAUUUGCAAUUAAUAUAUUUUUAAAGCUAUUGCUAAAGUAUCGAAUAUUGUUCGACGGAAAUAGAAGCUUCUUGACAAAAUCUUGGACAGUACUUGAAAGGUUUUAAAAUCCAGCUGAUGAAUAGACAUAAGUUCGCAAUUCCUGUAAACAAUAAUGUCUUAUUGAUAUUUGCAAGUAAUAGUUAUAGCCAUUUUAGAGGCCAUGAACUCAUCAGAAUAUAAGACCUAUCAUGAAUCGUUUAUGAGGAACAACCAUGGGACAACUGCAUUUCAUACAUUCUUUUGCAUCUUUUUCACUGUACAGUGUACACUUGUCUGUUCAUUACAAAAGAGAAAAAGCAACUGUCUCCAGUAUGGUGUAGAUUAUCUAGUUAUAGUUGUGCCCUUAAUACUAGCACAUACAUUACUAUCCCAAUACAUUUAUCUUUUAAAUAUUGUGGCUUUUACUAUAGUAAUGUUUAAUAUUCAUAGUAACAGUUUGUACUUCAAAAAAAUCAAUCUACCAAAAAACUGUGACAAUCUUAAGCUUGAAUCAAUAUCGAGCAUGCGAGGCCUGACAUAUUUGAUAACUGGGUUGUGUAUCCUAGCAGUUGACUUUGAGCACUUUCCACGAAACUUGGCUAAAACAGAACGGUUUGGUUAUAGUCUCAUGGACACAGGAGUUGGUUUGUUUGUUGUAAUGAGUGGUCUGGUACACAAGAAUUUAGAGAAAUACAAUUUUAAGAAUGUGCUGAGGAGUAACAUUAAAUUUAUUAGCAUCUUAUUCAUAUUAGGAUUAGGAAGAUAUGUGUCUGUUAAGCAAUUAGAUUAUCAUGAACAUGUGACUGAAUAUGGUGUUCAUUGGAAUUUCUUUUUCACUCUUGCAGUGUGUAAGUUAUUAUCAACAGUACUUUUAUUAUUAUCAAAUAAAGUAUUGUUCUUAAGCCUUGUCAUGCUUCUGUUACAUGAACUACUUCUGCAUCACAGUUGGCAAGAUUGGGUAUUCAGUGAGAUACCACGUUCUAAUCUUGUUGAUGCAAAUAGAGAAGGGAUCUCAUCGAACCUUGGAUAUGUUUCUAUGUACUUAUUUUCUGUUCACUUAAAAAGAAUUAUAAAUGAUAAAAAUAGGAACUUAGUGUUAUUUAAACUUACAACAUUGUCUGCUUCAAUUAUAAUAAUGUCAUAUUUCAUCAAUUUAAUCAAGCCAACAUCAAGAACAUUAGCAAAUGCUGGAUAUUGUUUAUUUAUUUUAUCUAUAUUAUUAAUCAUUCUCACUGUAUUUUAUUCUAUUGAAAUAUGCCUUUGUGAUAAGGAGAAUAUUUUAAUAUAUAAAACACCUUUGGUAUUAUCAGCCAUUAACAACAAUGGCCUUAUAUAUUUCUUGAUAUGCAAUCUUUCAACAGGAUUUAUAAAUAUUGUUUUCCAAACAAUGCUCAUAUCUCCUAUGACUACUAUAGUGAUAUUAAAUAUUUACAUGUUAUUUACCAUUACAAUUACUGUUUACCUAAAUCAAAUUGGCUGUAAAUUAUAAACAAUUUUUUUAUGGAACUAUAUAAUUAAUUUAAAUAUAAAGUUUUGUACAUCCAUUUUGUUGUUUUUCUGUUCUAAUAUAAUAUUUUACACAUCUAGAUAGAGUGCUUAGUCUUAAUUUAACCAAAUAAAAACAGACCAGGAAUAUUAGUUGAGUGUGCAUGACAAGCUACGUCUUACACUCGCGAUUUGUAUGACAAUUUGUGUUAAUGUGUGUGAAUUCAUCAAAAUAUUUCUUAAAUCAAUUUUUUUGACGU
Molecule: messenger RNA, 2099 nt
Organism: Leptidea sinapis
Lineage: Eukaryota; Metazoa; Arthropoda; Insecta; Lepidoptera; Pieridae
Product: phosphatidylinositol-glycan biosynthesis class W protein-like
Exons: 1
Coding region: 536-1843 (435 amino acids)
Biological process (GO): protein localization to plasma membrane; GPI anchor biosynthetic process
Cellular component (GO): membrane; endoplasmic reticulum
Molecular function (GO): glucosaminyl-phosphatidylinositol O-acyltransferase activity
Source: RefSeq, a predicted model, not a curated record